This is a messenger RNA of Medioppia subpectinata, 790 nucleotides long. The record is from the annotation of a GenBank genome assembly. Lineage: Eukaryota; Metazoa; Arthropoda; Arachnida; Sarcoptiformes; Oppiidae.
AGUAGACAACAAUUUGAAGCGAAAAAUGAGUGAAAUCUUUAAGAAUGUCUCAGAAUUGGAGCAAUUCUUCCGGAAUCUGGGAAUUGAGUACAGAUUCAACUGUUAUUACGAGAAGAAUGGCGAGGGUUGUCAUCUUUUGGGCGAAUAUAUGUCUAAAAUAGAGGACGAUUUGAUCCGUUCAACCAAAGUAUUCAAAGACAAUUGCGAUAACAAUGGGUUCGCCAGAAGUUGUACUCAAUUUGGUGUCAAUCUUCUUAACGGAACCGGCUGUGCGAAAGACGCGAAGAAAGCGGUCGAGUAUUUGAGCCGCGGAUGCGAUCUGAAUGAUAACGAGGGCUGCUUUUAUACGGGACAACUGCUGUCGGGCGCCGAUCCGCAGUACUUGAAUCGAAAGGCUGGCUGCUUUUAUACGGGACAACUGCUGUCGGGCGCCGAUCCGCAGUACACGGGAACCGUUGAGCCCGACAUCAAGAGGUCGGUGAAGAGUCUGGAGAAGGGCUGCGAACUGACCGGAAACGGCGCGAUCGCCGCCGAGUGUUGUUUUUAUUUGCAUUCGUUUUAUCUCUUCGGCAAAAACGGCUGCGAAAAGGAUUUGCCGAAAGCGUUGAAGUAUGGGAUCAAAGGAUGCGAUUUAGAUAACGUCCAGUCGUGUAAUAAUUUGAGUCAAAUGUAUGCGUUAGGGACGGGCACUGCCGUCGAUGAGGUGUUGGCCAAGAAGUACCGCAUUAAGAGUAUAGAUAUGAUCGAACAGAUGAGGAAUGCCAGACAUAUUGACACACAAAGAACUUGA